UGUACUAACUCAUCUUUUGUUUUUAGUUUGCAGUUUUAGUUGAUUCAAUAAAUUGGUAGCAAAUCAACAUGAGUUUUGAAAUAAUCGUUUUACAGCAAGGUUAUGCUUACACAGACGAUAAAGGUUAUAAAGCUAGUGGAACAUCAACUUUAAUCAGGGGAUCUAUAAAUGUUAUUGUCGAUACUGGAGGACCUUGGGAGAAAGAUCAACUGUUAGAAAGAUUAAAGGAUAAUAAUCUAAAUCCAGGAGACAUUGAUGUAGUUGUGGGAACGCAUGGUCAUUCAGAUCAUAUUGGAAACUUGAAUUUGUUCCCACAUGCUAAACAAAUUGUUGGAUUCGAUAUAAACAUUGGGCAUGAGUAUCUGAGCCAUAAUUUUAAAAAGGGUUUUUCAUUUGUGUUAGUUGAAAAUGAAAUAGAAAUUGUACCAACACCUGGUCACACACACGCUGAUGUGACAGUUAUUGUUUAUAAUACCAAAAAAUAUGGUGUGGUCGGCAUCUGUGGGGAUUUGUUUGAAUCUAAACAUGAUGAUGGAAUAUGGCAAACAGUGAGUGAAAAUGUUGAGUCACAACAACUGCACAGGAAAAAAAUUGUUAAUAUGUGUGAUUAUUUGAUUCCGGGGCAUGGACCAAUGUUCAAAGUUACAAAAAAUUUGAAACACCUCCAUGCAAUAGGGUUAUAGGCGGAUAGGGUUUAUCAAUAUAUAUAAAGUUAACAACAAGUCAGUUUGGAAUCAUGGUCAUUGUUGGCGGUAAAAUAUUUUUCAAAUGAACUCUAUGUAUUAUAUUCCCUACCAACUGUAAAUAUUUAACGAGUUGUCGGUAGUUCGCUUAACAUCUUCUGCACAUCUUUAAAAA
This is a messenger RNA of Hydractinia symbiolongicarpus, 858 nucleotides long. RefSeq names its product metallo-beta-lactamase domain-containing protein 1-like. The record is from RefSeq and is a predicted model, not a curated record. NCBI's taxonomy places the organism in Eukaryota, Metazoa, Cnidaria, Hydrozoa, Anthoathecata, Hydractiniidae. The transcript has 2 exons. The coding region runs from base 69 to 683 and encodes 204 amino acids.